Messenger RNA from Neltuma alba, 834 nucleotides. RefSeq names its product nuclear-pore anchor-like. The transcript is spliced from 4 exons. Lineage: Eukaryota; Viridiplantae; Streptophyta; Magnoliopsida; Fabales; Fabaceae. The record is from RefSeq and is a predicted model, not a curated record. The annotation marks the transcript as partial.
UAUUCGCCUUUUUUCCUUUUUGUUUUUUUACUACCAGAUGCCCCUUUCUUUUUAUAAGUUACUGAUGGUUGCUAUUUCUGAUUUUUCACUUUCUUCUGUCUCUAUUGCUACUGAUGAUGCUUCAUCAAUUUCUGGACCAGAAAAAAUAGAAGGCCUCACCCACUCUAAACUUUCCACUGACUGAAGAGUUAAAAGCUUUUAAGCAGGCAAGACGAAAGAGUGGUAGAAACGGCAAAACUGCAGUUAAAGAGUUGUCAUACCCAAAUCGAGUUCUAUGGAUCUUUGCCCUCAUUUCACACAAGGACAUUGGCUUUACCUUUGCAUCAUUUUCGGAUGAGUAGAUUAAGUCAAGGGUGAAGUUGCAAGAAGUGAAAAAGCCAAUCGAAUUACCAAAGCUGGAAUUUCAGGAGACAAGAUAAGUUCCAUUGGAUGAGACAAGUUAAAGAGAUGGCUGUAGAAUUCGUCAAUGCCCUUAAUGCUGCUGCAGCUGCUGAGAGUGAAUGUGCUAAACUGAGGAGGCUGCUGGAGGAACAGAGAAAGCUUAUGCAAAGGCUUAAAGAAGAAAAAGAAGAAGAAGCACAAAUGGCCAGGAGAAAAAUUGAAAGGAUGAGUCAACGAUUAGCUGAGGCUCAAAAAGAUGUUGAGUACGCUUCGGCUAGAGCUGAUGUUGCUGAGAAUGAAUGGGUUAAGUUGAAGAGAGAAUUGCAAGAAGCUUUACAGUUUGUGGAAUUGCUAAAGCCAGAAAGUAAGGAGAUGACACAAAGUGUACUGAGACAGGUUGAUGACAAAGAACUAGAGUUAGCGAAUGCCAUUAAUGCUGCUUCAAUUGCGGAG